This is a messenger RNA of Epinephelus lanceolatus (giant grouper), 5179 nucleotides long. It is a transcript of the gene arfgap3, whose product is annotated as ADP-ribosylation factor GTPase activating protein 3. Gene Ontology annotation, molecular function: GTPase activator activity. Gene Ontology annotation, biological process: COPI coating of Golgi vesicle. The record is from RefSeq and is a predicted model, not a curated record. Lineage: Eukaryota; Metazoa; Chordata; Actinopteri; Perciformes; Serranidae.
GUUCUCCUAUUGACGUGUCGUAUUCAGUUAUUAUUGAGGAAACACACUGGGUGUUUUUUCCUUUCUACUUCUCAACAUAACCGACAGUUAUUACCUACAGACAGAACAAUGUCAGAGCCCAGCAGACACGAUAUCUCCACCAUUUUUAAGCGACUUCGCGCCGUCCCUACGAACAAGGUUUGCUUUGACUGCUCAGCUAAAAACCCCAGCUGGGCCAGUAUCACCUAUGGUGUGUUCCUGUGUAUAGACUGCUCUGGGACUCACAGGUCCCUGGGGGUGCACCUGAGCUUUAUCAGGUCCACUGAGCUGGAUUUCAACUGGUCAUGGUUUCAGCUAAGAUGUAUGCAAGUGGGAGGCAAUGCCAGCGCGGUUUCAUUUUUCAAUCAACAUGGGUGCACAGCCAACGCUGCCAACAGCAAGUACAACAGCCGAGCUGCUCAGCUGUACAGAGAGAAGAUAAAGACUUUAGCCACGCAAGCCACCAGAUGCCAUGGCACUGACUUGUGGCUCGACAGUCAGGCUCCUCUCUCCCCAACAUCACCAGAGGACAAGCAGGUGGAUUUCUUCAGUCUGCAUUCACAGGAUCUUUCUGAGAAUUUGAACAUGGCCAAAAUGAGUCUCAGCUCCACUAUAUCAGAGAAGCCAUCAACUGGGGAAAAAGAGGAAGACAGUAAUGGUAAUCUAGAAGAGGGUCCCAGUGUGGACAUGCUGAGUGUUUCUCCAAAAGCAAAUCUAGACCAUUCCUCUCUUCUUAAGAAGAAGCCAACUGCCGCCAAGAAAACAUUGGCCUCUAAGAAGGGCGGUCUUGGCGCUCACAAGGUGAGCAGCAAGAGUUUCUCAGAGCUGGAGAAGAAGGCUCAGGCUGCCGACAAGCUCAGAGAGAAAGAAGAGAGCGCCACUGCUGCAAAGAAGAGCUCCCAACCUGAGGAAUCCAUCGCUCCGUCCCUGCGUCUGGCCUAUAAAGAUUUUGAGGAGCAGAGGAAAAUGGAGGAGAAGAAGUUUAAGGGAUUAGAGGGGAAGAAGAAAGAGCAAGCUGAGAGACUGGGCAUGGGUCUGGGCAUCAGGAGUGGCGUGUCUCACUCUGUGACAUCGGACAUGCACAUAAUCCAGCAGGAGAAUCCACAGGGGACCAAGACCAGCAAAGGACGACGGUUUGUUGACGAUGAUGAUGAUGAUGAAGGGUCCUUCAGCUCAAGGAUCAUGUCUCGGUUUGAGGAUCAAACAGAACCCUCAAGUAGUCUGUCCUCGGGAUGGGAUGAUAGAGGCGAGGGAGGAGGCUGGAUGAAGGAGAGCAAGAAGCCAGAGCCCGACUUCUUUUUGACCUCCACUAUAACAUCACUGAAUGACAGGCCCACAGGCAGGAGAAAACCAGAAGCAGUACCGGUGUCAGACAGUGGAGAAGCUCAGAAAAAGUUUGGAGGAGACGUGAAAGCCAUCUCUUCUGACAUGUACUUUGGAAAACAAGAUAACUCUGAGUACGAGGCCAAAACACGGCUGGAGAGAUAUGCUGGGAGUUCCUCUAUAAGUUCAGCAGAUCUCUUUGAUGAACCAAAGAAACAAGCUGCAAGUUCCUACCGUCUGAGCAACGUGCUGCCCAAUGCUCCUGACAUGUCGCAGCUCAAACUGGGAGUGCGUUCGGUCGCAGGAAAACUCUCUGUCAUGGCCAGCGGUGUAGUUAGCACAAUCCAGGAUCACUAUGGCUCCUGAGUCAUGGUGUGUCUCCUGUUGGAUUCUGUGCCCUCAUAGUCGUCCUCUGUUUAACAGAGUCAGAUAAGUUUCUCAGAUGAGUGGCGGUCACUCAUCUCGGGAGCAAAAGAACUUCGAUGGGAGAAUCUGCUCUAUGACAGCAUUAAAAUUUAACUUCAAAUAAUCCCCAUCUAUAUCUAGUUUUUCAGUAGAUAAUGUAUAUACAACAGUUGCUGGAAUCAAGAUGAUGGAAGCACAAUAUUGUCAGUGGGAUUAUGUUCCCCUGCAGGCAUCUUGAAGGGAGAUUUAUGUGUAUAGUUCAGUUACGAAGAAUAUUUAGUUUGCGGUUUACUGCUAAGUUGGCUUUGAGGUCUUGGGGUUAAAAUAUUUAGAAAUAUUAUAUGUAGCAGAAGCUUUAUGGUGUUUUGAAGGGUGGAUUUGCCUUUUGAUUUUUUUAGUUGACGAGGUAAAAAAACAACCUUAGAAGAGGAGACAAUUCAGUUGUAAAGUUUUUAAUUGGUUUACAUACCCUCGCUCAUCACAUGUGCUGUGUGUGGGGCUUUUUUGAGUUGAAGGAGAAUUAAUGUAUACACAGCACAUAGGUGUUAACAAAGUAAAAGCAACGUCUGCACACUUACUCCAUGCCACACAAGUUAAGUAGAGACGUUUCGAUCCUACUUGGACCUGAUUAAGAUCCAAAUGGGAUCCAAAUGUUAUCGUGCUUUUUUGCACUUUCCCGCAGGUCUGAAAGUGUCCUUUCCGUCCCCAAAGUGCACUUAUGUUUGCUCCUCCACAGACAGGACCAAAACCUGACAAAGAGGCCUUGGGGGACCAAAUAUGUAUUCCUUAAUCUCGCAUACUACCAGUUACAUAAAUUGAAAAUUGGCCUCAUUAGCAUAUAUAAGCUUCAUUAUAUUGUGAAUAUGUUUUAUGUUUUUCUUUGUUUUCGAAGGCAUCUUUAAUUAUGAAAAAAAAAUAAAAAAAAUAAGAUGGUAUAAAACCUAAGCAGCUAUUAAAAAGUGAGUUUAAACGACAAGUUCAACACCUUGGGAAAUAUGCUCAUUUGCUUUCUUGCUAGUAGUACAAUGAGAAGAUAGACACCACUCUUUAAUACAAAGCUGCAGCUGGAAGCCAGUUAGCUUAGCUUAGCAUAAACACAAAGGAAACAGCUAGCCUGGCUCUGCCUACCAAGCAAAGUGUAAAAACUGCUUCAGAGAUGUUGGUACAGGAAGUGGAUUUUGCUACCUUUGGGUAGAGGCAGGCUAGCUUCUUCCAGGCUUUAUGCUAAGCUAUGCUAACUGGCUGUUGGCCGUAUAGCUAAUGGACAGACGAGAGAGUGGUGUCAAUCUUCUCACCUUGAAGGAUGACUGGUAUUUUUCAACCUGUACCAUAUUUUAACAUGUACUGGUGUCUCAGUGACUAAUGGGAUCAGUAUUUUGCAAGACCACUGCAGCUGACGGCAGCGAAACAGGCUGCAAUGUAACUUUAAUGGGCAAGUGUGCAGCGUUAAUUUUCGUCCUCUAGAAGUGCUUGUUUUUGCCAUUGACAGGCUCAGAUUGUUAUUCGAAGUGUCUGGCAGCAUUAAAGAAAGGAUCCUUACAGAGAUAGACUUUUUUGUCAGAGUAAGAUCCUGUUUUUUUAAACCAGAAAUAGCUCCAAAAUCACAAACACAAAACCCACCAGACUCCAUUUAACAAAACAGCGAUUUUAUCAUUGUCAAACACACUUGAUUCAAAGUCAACAGAAACAAAAUAAAACUCACAAAAACUGCCUUGGUUCGUCUUUCUACUGUUUCAACAAUCACCAACUCUGAGAGACUGAAAUUAACCCUUAAUUCAUCCAGUUAGAUAUGAAAAUAUGCUGGCUCUGUACAAGCUGAAGUUACUGAUUUUUCUAAUGGAGUCUGGUGGGUUUGGCAAUUUCGGAGCUGUUGCUGGUGAAAUAAAAAGGAUCUUACUCUUAAACAAAAAGGUCUGUCUCUGUAAGGCCCUUUCCAUAAUGAUGUCAGACACUUGUAAUAAUCCAAGCCUGUCAGUGGCAAAAACAAACACUUUAAGUGAAUAUGAAUCAACGGUGUACAAAUGCCCUGAGUGAUGGCAUUACAGACAGCUGCUACCCGCUUUAGCGUUCUCAUUCAAUACUGGACCACUUUUAAGAAAUUGUUGUCUCCAUUGGUCACUCAGAACCAAAAACAUGAGAAAAUAGGGUUGAAGGUGUAAAAUAAUCUACUUAUUAGCAUUAUAUUGACCCAGCUUGGUGAAGGUCAGCAGCACUUUGUUUCUUUUUUUUUGCUCAGUCUUGUAGCUUAGACACUUUAAGAUGUAAUCGAUAAUAUGGUCAACAUUGUAACCUGUAGAUGAGGUGAAUUUUGAGGGGUGCCUUUUGAUCAUGUUUUGGUUUUAAUUUGUAAGGUCUUUUUGUUGGCAUUGGUGUUUACACGUCUGCGGUGACUUUCUACGCUGCCCCCCUUUGGUAUUGAAUUUAAAGGCACACACUUAAGACUCUUGAAGGUUGGAAUUAUCUGAUGCAUUGGGACCUCUUUGUAGCUUUCAGGUCCCAGUGUAUAGCACACAUGUCCUCUUAAAAUGUUAACAGUCCCUUUAAAGCCUUCAUUUUUUGUUUGCUGUAACAUACUGCCGGGGUCCAGGUCGUAUCUUUAAUUCUGAGCCAGUACAUGUGGCACUGUAGUGUUGAAUUUGACAUUUAAAAGCAAUAGGAAAGCAGCUUGAUAUCUGUUAAUGGCUCAGGUGUGGAAUAACUACUGCUUGUUAUUUAGCAUUAAGGUUAGGUUUCCCAUGAUGCUGUGCAGAGUAAAGGGACUAGAGUUUUUAAAGACCUGAUGGGGAACUGGAUGAUUAUAUUACUGAGCAGUGUCUGUACUGUUUAUGCUUCUCAGGAGUUUGACUUGAGUUGUAAAAUAAAAAACACUAAAAGAUCCUUCAAUGACCAAAUAUUUGUUUACUCCAUCACUCUAUGCCUUAGUCCAAAGAUCUCUGAUUAGCACGCCCUCAUAUUGCAAAAUUCGUGGAGUCAUCUGGUUACCUUUUUGCACAUCACUUGCUAGAAAUUGCAUGUGGCAGCUUUUGCUUGAAUGUACUGUAUUGCAAAUGAACAUUUGCCUCUAAGUUGACGUUGCGUCUUUGUUAAAUUUUGUUGAUCUUUGUAAGAUUGUGUCUUCUGCUGUUGAAUAUUGUUAAAUGUUACAUAAAAUAAUAGUAGCUUGUUAAAUAUGCAUGGCCCAUGUGGUUAAUAGGACCCGCUGACACAUCCUGAAUACAAGAGAGCAUCCUGCUGUUGGGACCCGUUUAAUAAUAAUGGAAUAACAGAAUUGUUCAAUAAAAACUGUAUAUUACUGCUACAUACAACGUUGUAUAGGGCUUUAAAUUACCAUUUAUAGAAAGCUACUGAUAAUCAAGUUUUGACAUAUUUUGACACUCAAAAUGUAAGUAACAUUUUUGAAAACAUGCCAAAUAAAUGGCUUGUGCCGAAGCUC